Epinephelus lanceolatus (giant grouper) is the source of this 2367-nucleotide messenger RNA. It is a transcript of the gene pigb, whose product is annotated as phosphatidylinositol glycan anchor biosynthesis, class B. Gene Ontology annotation, cellular component: endoplasmic reticulum membrane. Gene Ontology annotation, molecular function: alpha-1,2-mannosyltransferase activity. Gene Ontology annotation, biological process: GPI anchor biosynthetic process. Lineage: Eukaryota; Metazoa; Chordata; Actinopteri; Perciformes; Serranidae. The record is from RefSeq and is a predicted model, not a curated record.
AGAAACAGCUCCUCCUCACGGAACCAGCGGCCGUUUCAUGAUUCACAGCUAACAGUUAGCUAACUGAAGAGGAAACACCAGCCGUUAACGUUACACCCCCGGAGGCGGAACACGGAGGCUGCUCAGGGUGUACUGUGCUGGCAGCAGACAGACAACAUGUCCUGAUGGAGAACAUCCGACCACGUCUGAAAUUUGGGAAUAAAGUCGAAGAUGUGAAACUGAGGAAACGAAGAUCCCAACUGUACUCAAAGGAAGAUAACAGUCCUCUCAAUGACGGUGUGCUGAGGACCAGAGUUGCAGUGUUUGCUGUGGUGUUCAGACUGAUUAACUGCUUCCUGGUUCAGACCAGCUUUGUCCCUGAUGAGUACUGGCAGUCUCUGGAGGUCUCCCAUCGUAUGGUCUUCAACUAUGGGUACCUGACCUGGGAAUGGAAGGCAGGAAUAAGAGGAUUCACCUAUCCGCUCUUCUUUGCAUUCAUAUACAAGAUAUUAUACUUCAUAAACUACGACUCAGUCUAUCUCCUGAUAUGGCUUCCACGUAUAACUCAAGCGCUCCUGGCUGCAGCUGCAGAUGUGAAAUUCUUCUUCCUCAUCCGAACGUUGGAAAGUCGUGACGUUGCAAAAUGGACUUUCUUCUGCCACAUGUGCUCGUGGUUCUCGUGGUACUGCUGCACCAGGACUCUGACCAACAGCAUGGAGACUACCAUCACCUGCCUGGCUCUGUUUUACUUCCCCCUGCCUGGGUCCAAAACACACAGCAGCAAAAUAUAUCUGACCCUGGUGGCCUUGGCUGUCAUUAUUCGACCGACAGCCCUGAUUGUCUGGUUUCCUCUGCUGCUGUACCAUUUCUGGCAGGAAGAUAACAAACUGAGGCUCAUUACUCAUUACGUCAUUCCCAUAGGAGCUUUGGCUGUUGUGAUUUCGACAGUGAUCGACUGUAUGUUUUAUGAAAAGUGGACCAUGGUGCAAUUCAACUUCCUGAAGUUUAACGUCCUCCACAGUGUGGCCGAUUUCUAUGGCUCCCACCCCUGGCACUGGUACUUCACUCAGGGGUUUCCUGUUGUGAUCGGCCCUCAUCUUCAGCUCCUUCUUCAUGGGUGCAGCCUCGCCUUCAAAAGAUACAAAAUUCUGUUGGCAGCGGUCGUCUGGACAAUCGCGGUGUACAGCUUACUUCCUCACAAGGAGUUCAGAUUCAUCUACCCUGUGCUGCCUUUCUGUAUGAUCUUUUGUGGGACGUCUUUGGCUAAUUUGAAAGCUUGGCGGCGAACUGCUGCAUUCCUCCUGUUAGUGAGCAACCUGGGUGGAGCUCUGUACACCGGUCUGAUCCACCAGCGUGGCACUCUGGACGUCAUGAGCCACCUCCAGACACUGUGUAACGUCAGCAGAGUCUCCACCACUCCACCGCCAGAUGUCCUGUUCCUCAUGCCCUGCCACUCAACGCCUUUUUACAGCCAUGUCCACUGCCCAGUGAAGAUGAGGUUUCUCGAGUGUCCCCCAGAUCUUGGGGAGGAGGGUUAUGUCGAUGAGGCAAACAGGUUCUACAAUGACCCUCUUCACUGGCUCAGGACUUCAUUUCCAUACAAAUCUUCUCUACCGACCCAUCUGGUUUUGUUUGACGUUUUGGAGAAGGACAUCUCCGUGUUUUUGGAUGGGAACAACUUUGUGAGGACAGCAGAGAUAUUUCACACUCAUGUCCCCGAGGGAAGAGUUGGAGGAAGCAUCUUUAUUUAUGAAAGGCACUGACAAACACUGGAACAAUGGCAACUUUUUUUCUUUUUUUUUUUACCUUAAAUGAGAGUGUCACAUGGUGUUGCUGCUGAAAUAAAUAUUUUAAACUCAAAUGUUAUUUUGAAAUAUCAAUUGUCAGACGUGUAAAAUGUGUAACACCAAAUUAUUAUAAUUAUUUUCAGAUUGUGUGACAGUAUUUUUCCAGUCAUUUUUUUCCACAACAUGUAAAUAAAACAAAUAAAUCUGCCAGGUCCAGUUCAGUAAAGCUUGAGGUGGAAUGUUAGAAAUCUUAACUCCAAAAGCAAACUACAACCUCGUCACACAAACCUGUCUUUGUAGCAGCAAAUUAAAACAACUACAUGGCUCUACACAGAAACAUCCAAAAAUGUGGCAUGUCUUUUCUUUUCGUUUAAAUAAACAUUUUUGAUUGUGUGUAUUUUUAAACAUAAGUGCUGUGGUUGAAGAUCAGUGGUGUUUCAGGUAGAACUGGAAAUUAACUCAGACAUCUCAUGUUACACCAGAUAUGCCACAUCUUUCACUCAAACGGAACGAUUACUUCACUAAACACAAAACAACUCGAAGACCUUCAGUAGCAUUGAAAAAGUUAACAUUGUGCAAACUUACAAAAAAAAAAAAAAAA